Salvelinus sp. IW2-2015 is the source of this 2430-nucleotide messenger RNA. It is a transcript of the gene slc15a1a, whose product is annotated as solute carrier family 15 member 1a. Gene Ontology annotation, molecular function: dipeptide transmembrane transporter activity. Gene Ontology annotation, cellular component: plasma membrane. Gene Ontology annotation, biological process: dipeptide import across plasma membrane. The record is from RefSeq and is a predicted model, not a curated record. Lineage: Eukaryota; Metazoa; Chordata; Actinopteri; Salmoniformes; Salmonidae.
UUUGUAUGAUACAGUAUUAUCUAAUUAUUAGCUCAUUUGAGGUAUUGACUCACUCUCACCUUCCUGCCUCUGGUGUUCUCGCACAAGAUAAAACCAUAAAACAGCAUUCUGGGAUACCAUUCCAGGGUCGUGCCUCCUAGUCUUAGUGGCAGGAAUCACUGUGUUAGCCUGGAAGGGAUCACUAAAGGAUACUAAACAUUACAGGACGAAGAGCAGUCUCUAUACACUGCCAUCAUGACAGAUGAAGACGUUGUUAAGAAGGGCAAGUCAAAGGAGGUAUGUGGCUAUCCCCUAAGCAUAUUCUUCAUUGUUGUAAAUGAGUUCUGCGAGAGAUUCUCCUACUAUGGCAUGCGAGCUGUGCUGGUGCUGUACUUCAGGUACUUCCUUCGGUUUGAUGAUGACCUGGCCACCUCCAUCUACCACACCUUUGUGGCUCUGUGCUACCUGACUCCCAUCCUGGGAGCCAUUGUAGCAGACUCCUGGUUGGGCAAGUUUAAGACUAUCAUCUACUUGUCCAUUGUCUAUGCAAUUGGCCAGGUUGUGAUGGCAGUCAGCGCCAUUCAUGACAUCACGGACACAGACAGAGAUGGCACGCCAGACAACUUGACCUUGCAUAUUGUGCUGUCCAUGGUGGGCCUGCUCCUCAUUGCGCUGGGUACAGGUGGUAUCAAACCAUGUGUAGCUGCUUUUGGAGGAGACCAGUUUCAGGACCACCAGGCAAAACAGAGGAGCACUUUCUUCUCGGUUUUCUACCUGUGUAUCAAUGGUGGGAGUCUCCUGUCUACUAUCAUUACACCAAUCCUCAGAGGCCAGGAGUGUGGCAUCCACAGCCAGCAGAAGUGUUACCCUCUGGCCUUCGGUGUCCCUGCUGCGCUCAUGGUGGUCGCCCUUGUCGUGUUCAUAAUUGGAAGUGGUAUGUACCAUAAGACUGAACCGCAGGGAAACAUAAUGCUGGAUGUGUGUAAAUGUAUUGGGUUUGCAAUAAAGAACCGCUUCAGGCAUCGCAGCAAGACGUUCCCUAAGAGAGAACACUGGAUGGACUGGGCCGAUGAGAAAUAUGAUAAACUCCUCAUUGCUCAGAUAAAGAUGGUGCUGAAGGUUCUAUUUCUGUACAUUCCCCUUCCCAUGUUCUGGACCCUAUUUGACCAAAAGGGCUCUAGGUGGACUCUUCAGGCCACCACCAUGGAUGGGAACUUUGGAGCCCUCAUUCUGCAGCCUGAUCAAAUGCAGACUGUCAACCCUAUCCUGAUCCUGACUCUGGUACCGAUCAUGGACAGUGUGGUGUACCCACUGAUAAAGAAAUGUGGCCUGAACUUCACUCCUUUGAGGAGAAUGACAGUGGGGAUGUUUUUGGCAGCCAUGGCCUUUGUUGCUGCAGCUUUGGUACAGAUCCAGAUUGAUAAAACCUUGCCAACCUUCCCAUCAUCCUCCCAGAGCCAAUUAAAAUUACUCAACAUGGGCAGUAUCCCCUUGACAGUUACCCUACCCAAUAAUGAUCCAUUCGUCAUUGAAGCAGCUAAGGCUAGUGCAAAUUACCUUACAUUUGAGGAAGAAAGCAUCCAAGUUUCAUUUCAGAGUCCUGCAAUAUCUAGGACUAUUUCCUUAGCAAAGGACAAGCGACAAACACUUCUAAUUCCCUCAAACCUCAGUGCACCAAUGUGGGAAGUGACUGAUGAUGUGAUGGCAAAGCCAGAGCAAGGGGCCAAUGCAAUCAGAUUUGUUAAUGGUAUGGCUGGAGCGGUGAAUGUGUCAACUUUUGGAAGCAUUGACUACUCCUCUGCUUCCAACUACUCUCUCAUAUCAAAUGGAAAAGCCACCUUCACCAUUACCAAUGAUGCAAACACAUGUGAAUACUCCAGAGAAUUUGGAUUCGGGAGUUCUUACACUCUGCUUAUCCCCAGUCAUUUUGCAUGGGGCCCGACUUGCUCGGAAUCAAUUUCUGGGGUUGAGGAUAUCCAGCCCAACUCCUUCCACAUGGGCUGGCAGAUCCCCCAGUACUUCCUCAUGACAGCAGGAGAGGUGGUGUUCUCUGUUACUGGCCUGGAGUUCUCUUAUUCACAGGCACCGAGCAACAUGAAGGCAGUGCUACAAGCAGGCUGGCUGUUCACUGUAGCUAUUGGCAACUUUAUUGUCCUUAUUGUGGCUGAGAUUGCACAGAUCGAAGAGCAGUGGGCAGAGUUUGUCCUCUUCGCCUCCCUCCUAGUGGCAGUGUGUGUCAUCUUCUCCAUCAUGGCCUAUUUCUAUACCUACAUGGACCCUGCAGAGAUCGAGGCCCAGUUCAGGGACGAAGGUGGUAAGGAAGAAUCAGACAAAGAGGAGUUUCAAAUGCAGAAGAAAGAUUCCGUAGCCCAUCACAAUCAAGAUGAUGAAGCCAAACAAACCAAAAUGUAAAUUUCUGUAAAUUUGCAUAAAUGUGUGUGUGUGUGUGUG